AACCUCAUCAUCUCCACAGUUCGAACCAAUAUAUAUACAUCAUAUUUGUGCGAUGUCCAUUUACAGAGAAGUAUGAACUUCUACUCCUUAACAAUGAUCCAAGCACACAUAUCUGAACUCACAAUGCUGCUGCUCUUCACUUCCUACCAAUUCACCGUACUAUGCAUAGCAGCCCCACUGGCACUGGUUCUAUAUCUUGCAUUCAGAAAAAGAGUCACUAUCUGUUUACUAGAUUUCACUUGCUACAGGCCACCUUAUUCUACUAGAGUACCCAUGUCUCUGUUCCAAGAGCAUAUCCAUCUUGAUAGCAGAUUCCAUCCCAGUAGUGUUGAAUUCCAAAUUAAGAUCCUAGAGAAAUCAGGCUUUAGUCACGAAACUUGCGUUCCUUGUGCUUUUGCUGAGACACCAAUAAGAAAUAAACUAUCUUCUGCAAUGGAGGAGGCUCAGACAACAAUAUUUUCUAUCGUGACAGACUUGCUGCAGAAAAACAACAUCAACCCAAAAGCUAUUGACAUACUCAUAUCUAAUAGCAGCAUGUUUGCCCCUACACCAUCCCUUACUGCUAUGGUUGUGAAUAAAUUCAAUAUGCGGAGCAAUAUCAUGAGUUUUAACCUAUCAGGCAUGGGGUGCAGUGCUGGCAUAACAUCCAUUGGCCUGGCAAAAGAUUUGUUAAGGGUACAUCAAAACUCAUUGGCUCUCAUUGUAAGCACAGAGAUGCUUAAUUGUAACUGGUAUACUGGCAAGGAGACUUCAAUGUUGUUAACCAAUUGUCUUUUCAGAACUGGGGGAGCGGCCAUACUGAUGUCCAGCCGUUGUCAAGACAAGAAAAAGGCAAAGUAUGAGCUACAACACCUUAUUCGAACAAACAAGGCACAUGAUGAUCGCUCUUACAACUGUGUCUAUCAGGACUUAGACUCUGAAAACAUGCUAGGAGUAUCAAUAUCAAAAGACACACUCCAUGUGGCAGCGGAUGCAUUAAAGGCGAAUAUUUCAACACUAGGGCCCCUGGUUUUGCCAUUCUCAGAGCAAUUAAGGUAUGUGCUUUCAAUAACUCGCAGAAAGACAAGGAUUUUAAGCACAAGAAACUUCUACAUACCAAAUUUUCGAAGAGCUUUCGAACAUUUCUGCAUACAUGCUGGAGGAAAAUCUGUCAUCCAAGCAAUUGAAAGAAACCUAGUGUUGAAGAAAGAAGAUGUCGAGCCUUCUAAGAUGACUCUCUAUAGAUAUGGAAAUACCUCAUCUUCUUCUAUAUGGUAUGAACUUUCAUAUAUAGAAGCCAAAGGAAGGAUGAAAAGGGGUGAUAGGGUUUGGCAAAUUGCUUUUGGGAGUGGGUUCAAAUGCAAUAGUGCAGUGUGGAAAUGCAUUUACAAUGCAAGGAAUGAAGAAGCAAAUGCAUGGCCAGCAGAUGAGAUUAAUAAAUAUCCAGUAGAAAUACCAAACAUUGCUACAAUGAAUUGAAGUUGGUGUAAUGUGAAUUGGCUGCUUGUAUUCACCCUAUAUCUUGAUUGUAAUUUCUACUAUAAAAAGACUAAUGAAUACUUCCAAUUCUUAGCAA
This is a messenger RNA of Ricinus communis (castor bean), 1555 nucleotides long. RefSeq names its product probable 3-ketoacyl-CoA synthase 21. Gene Ontology annotation, biological process: fatty acid biosynthetic process. NCBI's taxonomy places the organism in Eukaryota, Viridiplantae, Streptophyta, Magnoliopsida, Malpighiales, Euphorbiaceae. The record is from RefSeq and is a predicted model, not a curated record. Gene Ontology annotation, cellular component: membrane. The transcript has a single exon. Gene Ontology annotation, molecular function: acyltransferase activity, transferring groups other than amino-acyl groups. Bases 73 to 1458 code for a protein of 461 amino acids.